This is a messenger RNA of Acanthamoeba castellanii str. Neff, 1497 nucleotides long. RefSeq names its product transporter, major facilitator subfamily protein. The transcript has 10 exons. Bases 1 to 1497 code for a protein of 498 amino acids. NCBI's taxonomy places the organism in Eukaryota, Discosea, Longamoebia, Acanthamoebidae. Gene Ontology annotation, molecular function: transmembrane transporter activity. The record is from RefSeq and is a predicted model, not a curated record. Gene Ontology annotation, biological process: transmembrane transport; monoatomic anion transport.
AUGCAUCCAAGCAAUCAUCAGUUCCGAGUUGAUGACAUUCGAACUGAUGGAGCUGGAUGGCAAGAUGAGGGACAGGCCCAGCCCCGGCCCACGAGCUUUGAGAACGUGCACAACCGAUUUGCGUCGAACGGACGCCCCCAUCUCUCCAUCCAAUCUCCCCUGCUGGUGAUCCAAGACGACAAAUGGAAGGGGCAUGAUGAGGAGAAGGCCGACCUUCUUGGACUUGGCCAAAAGCGGGGGUGCUUCCUUUUCGCGUGCUUGCCCUAUGUCCCUCGCCGCUAUGUUCUCGCCAUCCUCGGGUUCCUUGGCUUCAUCAACGUUUACGCGCUGAGAGCGAUUCUAAGUGUGGCGGUGGUGAACAUGGAGAAGGAGUUCAAUUACUCUGGGUCGGAGAAGGGUCUCCUCCUUGCGUCGUUCUUCAUCGGCUACAUCUUUCCUCAGGUGCCUGCUGGCUGGCUGGCGUCGAGGCUGGGUGCCAAGUGGGUGCUGGGGGGCGGCAUGUUCAUCUCCGGCAUUUUCACUCUCUUGUUGCCGAUUGCUGCCGAGAUCCACCUUGGGCUGGCCGUUGCCACGAGAAUAGUCGUGGGCCUGGGCGAGGGCGUGUGCUUCCCCUCGAUGCACGCCAUGCUUUCCAAAUGGGCGCCACCUCAUGAACGCUCUCGCAUCGGCUCCCUUGUCUACUCUGGCUGCUACUUGGGGACCGUGAUCGCGUUCCCCGCGAGCACGGCAUUGGCCGACAGUGCGCUCGGCUGGGCCAGCAUCUUCUACGUCUUUGGUGGUGCGACCAUUGCGUGGGUCCUUCUGUGGCUCGUGGUCGUGUCCAGCUCUCCCGCUGAUCACCCCAGCAUCUCGGCCGAGGAGCGGAAGUACAUCAUCGACAGUCUGCCGCCGCCGAGCAGUCUCUCGUUCAGAGACAUCCCCUGGAUGAAGGUGGCCCUGUGCCUGCCCUUCUGGGCGCUGCUCAUCAACCACACCGCCGGCAACUGGGCGUUCUACACGCUGCUCACAUGGCUCCCGACCUACAUGAAAGAAGUGCUCGACUUUGACGUGCACAAGGCGGGUUUCAUUGCCGUGCUGCCCUACCUCGCCCUGACCGUCGUGGUCAUCGUCUCCGGUUUUGUUGCCGAUCUCUUCAUCGAGCGCAAGUGGCUGAGCACUACCGCAGUCAGAAAGAUCUGGCAGGCGCUGGGAUUCACCAUCGCAGGCGGCGGAUUGGUAGCGGUCGGGUUUGCAAAUUCGGUGCCGCUGGCAGUGGCGCUGAUGACGAUCGCCGGCGGUGCCGUGGGAUUCACCAACUCGGGCUUCCAAGUGAAUCACCUUGACAUCGCGCCCAACUACGCGGGCAUCCUGAUGGGCAUGACCAACUGCGGUAUCAUCCUGGGAGAUGACCAGCAUGACAUCGAACGAUGGCGCAUCGUCUUCUUCAUCUCCGCCGGGGUCUACUCCUUUGGUCUCGUCAUCUGGCUCUUGUUUGCCUCGGGCAAGAAGCAAUUCUAA